AUGGUUUUAAACAGCUUCUCGAAUUUAGCUUUUCUGACCUCAGUAUUAGUAAUCUCACUACACCUUCCUCAUCGAGCGCUCUCCUCCAGCCACGGUGGUUUUCUGCUGGAAGAUAAGGUGGCUCGGCCGCCAGCAGCAGGGAUGUGCGCCGCCGCUGCCGCCACAUUACAUGGCUAUAAAUGCCAAGAAUUCCAAGUAACGACUGAUGAUGGCUACAUAUUAAGCGUUCAAAGGAUCCCGGAGGGCCGGACAAGAGUCCGUCGCGGCCAUAUACGGCCGCCGGUUUUGCUGCAACACGGCAUUCUUGUUGAUGGGAUGACGUGGAUGCUGAAUACUCCUCAACAGUCGCUUGCCACUGUAUUAGCAGACAAUGGAUUUGAUGUAUGGAUUUCCAACACCAGAGGAACCCGGUUCAGCAGGCGACACCUCACCCUUGAUCCCACUGACCCGGAAUAUUGGAACUGGACAUGGGAUGAAUUGGUGACACAUGAAUUACCAUCAAUCAUUGGGUUUGUUUUCAAACAAACUGGUCACAAAAUCCACUACGUAGGCCAUUCUAUGGGAACAUUGAUAGCUUUGGCUUCACUAUCGAACCGAAAACUUCACAACGUUAAAUCGGCUGCCCUGUUAAGCCCCGUCGCUUACCUAACUCAUAUGAAAACUGAUCUUGGUAUUGUAGCAGCUAAUGUCUUUGUUGGUGAAAUCUUGACUACAAUGUUUGGGAUGGCAGAAUUCAAUCCAAAAGGAGAUGCAGUAGCUAUGUUUCUGAAUGCUUUGUGUGCUGGUUCUGGCCUCAACUGUUAUGACAUGUUAACUGUACUUACUGGAAAAAAUUGCUGUCUGAAUGCAUCUACUGUUCAUACUACCCUGAAGAAUGAACCCCAGCCCACCGCAACCAAGAACCUCGUUCAUUUUGCUCAAAGUGAGUUUAUUUACAUUAAAAAAAACAAAAAAAACUUAAUACUCUUUUUUUUCAAAAAUAAAAAUAAAAAUAAAAAUAAAUUACUGCAUUUGUUGAACUUGCAGCUUUUCGAUACGGAGUCCUGUCCAAAUUCGACUAUGGCAACGCUAAUUUUGAGCAUUACGGUGAAUCGACCCCACCUGUGUACAAUUUAUCGAAUAUCCGACGUGAUUUUCCACUCUUCUUAAGCUACGGUGGACAAGAUGCACUAUCUGAUGUUCAGGAUGUUGCGACGUUGCUCGAGAUACUAAAGCCGCACAAAAAAGACAAGCUUCAAGUUCAAUAUAUCAAACACUACGCGCAUGUCGAUUUCGUAUUGGGGACCACCGCCAAAGACAUUGUCUAUAAUCAAAUCAUAGCCUUUUUUAGAAGACACAAUAAAUAAAGUUUUCUAGUACGUAGAAGCUCUAGCACGAUUAACUUAUUAAUUAAUUCACUGAUUACUAGGAUAUUGAUUAGUUAGUUGCGUAAUUGAGUAUUAUUUACGUUU
Molecule: messenger RNA, 1451 nt
Organism: Erythranthe guttata (spotted monkey flower)
Lineage: Eukaryota; Viridiplantae; Streptophyta; Magnoliopsida; Lamiales; Phrymaceae
Source: RefSeq, a predicted model, not a curated record